GUUGGGUUCUGUCUGCAGUCUUCCACUCCGGCGGUUCGAAGAAUGUGGGGGUUAAGCCCCCAUAUUGGAGACUUUGAGCUCAUAGCCUAGGCUGACACUCCAUUACGGUGCUGGGUGAGGGGAGCGACACAUUGUCAGAGGUGCCAUCCUUCGGAUGAGACGUUAAAGCAAAUUCCCCGUCAGGAGGAAUUCCCCGUUCAGGAGAACGUCAGAGAUCCCACAACUAUUGCAAAAGAGAAGGGAGAGUUUCUCUCGGUUGACGAUACUGCAGGUUUGCGUGAGGUUGCUGAAGAUGUCCGAUAGUGUUGAUGUUGAAGAGAAACCACCAGCACCUCCCUUGAGAAUGAACAGUAACAACCGUGAUUCAUCCUCCCUCAACCAUGGCUCCAAGCCUCUGCCCCUGGUGCCCGAGGAGAAGAACAAGAAAGCCCGGCUACGCUCCAUCUUCCCGGGAGCGGGCGAUAAGACUAACAAAAAGAGGGAGAAAGAGCGCCCGGAGAUCUCUCUGCCGUCUGAUUUUGAGCACACUAUACACGUGGGAUUUGAUGCGGUCACAGGAGAGUUCACGGGAAUCCCCGAGCAGUGGGCCAAGCUCCUGCAGACGUCGAACAUCACCAAACUGGAGCAGAAAACCAACCCCCAGGCCGUCCUCGACGUCCUCAAGUUCUACGAUUCCAAAGAGACCGUCAAUAAUCAAAAGUACAUGAGCUUCACCUCUGGAGCAGUAUAUGCUCUGAUGGUUCCCCUCCUAAAGCAGUACAAGUGCACACAGAUCACUGAUAAAACCGCUGAUGGAUAUGUCGCCGCGAAUGCUCUGAAUACGAAGAUGGCCUCUGAGCCCCCGGUCGUGCCCCCGGUGUCCGAGGACGAUGACGAGGAGGACGACAAUGUCCCCCCUCCAGUGAUUGCCCCCCGGCCGGACCACACCAAGUCUAUCUACACCCGGUCGGUGCUGGAGCCCAUAGCGCCACCAGCUCCGGUCAAAGAGGUCACAACCUCCCCGGUCACCACCCCGCCCGAGAACACCACCAGCCUGAACAGCCAGCUGUGCCGGAACACCGACAAACAGCGCAAGAAGUCCAAGAUGACCGACGAGGAGAUUCUGGAAAAAUUAAGAAGUAUCGUCAGCGUGGGUGACCCCAAGAAAAAAUACACGCGGUUUGAGAAGAUUGGCCAAGGAGCAUCAGGCACAGUUUACACAGCAAUAGACAUCGCCACGGGGCAAGAGGUGGCUAUCAAGCAGAUGAAUCUCCAGCAACAGCCAAAAAAGGAACUGAUAAUAAAUGAAAUCCUGGUCAUGAGGGAAAAUAAAAACGCAAACAUCGUCAACUAUUUAGACAGCUAUCUUGUCGGGGACGAGCUGUGGGUGGUGAUGGAGUACCUGGCUGGGGGCUCGUUGACUGAUGUAGUGACGGAGACUUGCAUGGACGAGGGUCAGAUCGCAGCCGUGUGCAGAGAGUGUUUGCAAGCCCUGGAAUUCCUACACUCCAACCAGGUCAUCCAUCGGGACAUCAAGAGCGACAACAUUCUGCUGGGAAUGGAUGGCUCGGUUAAAUUAACGGAUUUUGGCUUCUGUGCUCAGAUCACCCCCGAGCAAAACAAGCGGAGCACCAUGGUGGGGACACCUUACUGGAUGGCCCCCGAGGUGGUGACGAGGAAGGCCUACGGUCCCAAGGUGGACAUCUGGUCGUUGGGAAUCAUGGCGAUCGAAAUGAUUGAAGGGGAACCCCCUUACCUGAAUGAGAACCCCCUGAGGGCUCUGUAUCUGAUCGCCACUAACGGGACCCCUGAGCUCCAGAACCCAGAGAAGCUCUCGGGGACCUUCAGCGACUUCCUGAACCGCUGCCUGGAGAUGGACGUGGAGCGGAGGGGAUCAGCCAAGGAGCUUCUGCAGCAUCCCUUCCUGAAGGUGGCAAAGCCUCUCUCGAGUCUCACCCCUCUAAUAGUCGCAGCCAAGGAGGCCGUUAAGAACAACCGCUAGAGUGAGAGGAGAGGGGGUGAGGGGUGUCCCAUCAUCAGCACUCUCUGCC
Callorhinchus milii (elephant shark) is the source of this 2030-nucleotide messenger RNA. Its product is annotated as serine/threonine-protein kinase PAK 3. NCBI's taxonomy places the organism in Eukaryota, Metazoa, Chordata, Chondrichthyes, Chimaeriformes, Callorhinchidae. Gene Ontology annotation, molecular function: protein serine/threonine kinase activity; ATP binding. The record is from RefSeq and is a predicted model, not a curated record. The coding region runs from base 293 to 1981 and encodes 562 amino acids. The transcript is spliced from 16 exons. Gene Ontology annotation, biological process: intracellular signal transduction; regulation of axonogenesis; regulation of actin cytoskeleton organization. Gene Ontology annotation, cellular component: cytoplasm.